This is a messenger RNA of Rhodotorula toruloides NP11, 1914 nucleotides long. Its product is annotated as ATP-dependent RNA helicase DDX41. Lineage: Eukaryota; Fungi; Basidiomycota; Microbotryomycetes; Sporidiobolales; Sporidiobolaceae. Gene Ontology annotation, biological process: mRNA splicing, via spliceosome. The record is from RefSeq and is a predicted model, not a curated record. Gene Ontology annotation, molecular function: RNA binding; RNA helicase activity; ATP binding. The transcript has 9 exons. Gene Ontology annotation, cellular component: spliceosomal complex. Bases 1 to 1914 code for a protein of 637 amino acids.
AUGGCAGACACCGCACAGGACCAGCAACAGCAACCCGCGCAGCAGCCAGGCUACACGCGCCGCCGUCGCACCCCCACUCCUCCGCCUCCCGACCCUUACGCCGUCCUCGACGAAGACGAGUCUGCGCCGCUGUACGUCCCGCUCAAGCAGCGACGAGCACAGCUAGUGUCGAAGCUUGCGGCCAAGGGAACGGGCGGAGCGGCGGCGGCAGCGGAGAAGCGCAAGAGGGAGGAGUUGGAGGAGGAGGAGAAGGAGCGCGAGAGGGACGAGGAGGAGGCUCGCAGGAAGAAGAGGGAGGCGCAGACCCUACUGAUGGAGGCGCAGGAGGUUAAGCGACAGAAGGCGCUCGAGGAGUCGGCGAAGACGGAACAGCAGAAGCGCGAAGAGGAGGAAGCGAAGAUCCUUGCGGCGCAGGAGGCGACGCGGAAGAAGCUGGCUGGUGCAGAGGAGGUCGCGAAAGGAAUCGUUUACACGGAACGGAUGAAGGCGACCUGGCGACCACCGCACUACCUUCGCGGCAAAAGCGAGGAGGAGCACGACGCCGUACGAGAGAAGUUCCACAUCCUCGUUUCUGGCGACGACAUCCCUCCUCCGAUCCCCAACUUCAGGGACAUGAAGCUCCCGAAACCGCUUCUCGAGUACCUCAAGAAGAAGAAGAUCUCCGCACCGACGCCUAUCCAGCUUCAAGGUCUCCCCGUCGCCUUCUCCGGCCGCGACAUGAUCGGCAUCGCCUUUACCGGAUCCGGCAAGACGCUCGCCUUCUCGCUGCCGCUCCUCAUGCUCGCGCUCGAGGAGGAGAAGCGUCUCCCGUUCAUGCAGGGCGAGGGGCCGGUCGGGAUCGUCAUGUGCCCGAGUCGCGAGUUGGCGAGGCAGACGUUCGAGGGGUUGAAUGAGAUGGCGAAGUGUCUCGAGCAAGGAGGGUACCCUCAAGUCCGCUCUCUCCUCUGCAUCGGCGGCAUUUCGAUGGCGGAACAAGGCCAAACUCUCGCCAAUGGCUUCCACAUGGUCGUCGCGACGCCCGGACGUCUCCAAGACAUGCUCGAGAAGCGCAAGUUCACGCUGAACCAGUGCAAGUACCUCUGCAUGGACGAAGCCGACCGGAUGAUCGACAUGGGUUUCGAGGAAGAUGUCCGCAACAUCCUCAGCUUCUUCAAGCACCAACGCCAGACGCUCCUCUUCUCCGCGACGAUGCCCAAGCGCAUCCAAGAUUUCGCCCAGUCGGCACUCGUCCAGCCCAUCCUCGUCAACGUCGGUCGAGCAGGCGCCGCGUCGCUCAACAUCAUCCAAGAAGUCGAGUACGUCAAGCAGGAGGCCAAAAUGGUCUACCUGCUUGAAUGCUUGCAAAAAACCGCGCCGCCCGUCAUCAUCUUCAGCGACAACAAGAACGAGGUCGACGACAUUCAAGAAUAUCUUCUUCUCAAGGGCGUCGAGGCCGUCGCCAUUCAUGGCAGCAAGACCCAGGAAGAGCGCGAGUACGCGAUCAAGUCGUUCAAGUCGGGCAAGAAGGAUGUUAUGGUCGCUUCCGGCGUCGCUUCGAAGGGCCUCGACUUUAGCGAAAUCCAGCACGUCAUCAACUUUACGAUGCCGAAGGAGAUCGAGGAUUACACUCACCAGAUCGGACGAACUGGACGAGGUGACAAGACCGGAAUUGCAACCACCUUCAUCAACAUGCAAACGCCGGAACAGACUCUGCUCGACCUCAAGUACCUCCUCAUGGAGUCCAAGCAGAAAGUUCCACCCUUCCUGCUCUCGAUCGAAGACCCGAACGUCGGCGCGGACGGCAAGCCCAUUGGGUGCACGAACUGCGGCGGUCUCGGUCACACGAUCCGCAAUUGCCCGAAGCUCGAGGAAAACCAGCGGCGGACGAUGGCUGGAAUUGGACGGGGCGGAGACAGCGGAGGAGGCGGGUGGUAG